AUGGCCUCCAUCGCAUCUCGUUCUGCCCAAGCUCUCCGUGCUGUUUCCCGCAGUGCUGCCUCCAAGGUAGCGACGAAGCCUGUCCAAGCCGCUUCGUACUCCCUCCUUGCACGCUCUGCGGUUGCAAACAGCUCAAGGCAGCCAGCUUUCCAGACUGUUCGUGGAAUCAAAACCCUCGACUUCGCUGGCACAAAGGAAGUUGUCUACGAGCGCAGCGACUGGCCAUUGGCUAAACUCCAGGACUAUUUCAAGAACGACACUCUCGCUCUCAUCGGUUAUGGUUCUCAGGGCCACGGUCAGGGAUUGAAUGCUCGUGACAAUGGGGUCAACGUCAUCGUCGGUGUUCGCAAGGAUGGCGAGAGUUGGAGACAGGCCAUAGAAGACGGCUGGGUGCCAGGAGAGACCCUCUUCCCCAUCGAAGAAGCCAUCAACCGCGGCACCAUCAUUAUGAACCUCCUAUCCGACGCGGCUCAAUCACAAACGUGGCCUACCAUUGCUCCUCUCAUUACCAAGGGCAAGACCUUGUACUUCUCGCACGGUUUCUCUGUUGUGUACAAGGAGGACACCCAUGUCAUCCCUCCCACUGAUGUCGAUGUCAUCCUUGUUGCUCCCAAGGGUUCUGGCCGUACCGUCCGAACCCUCUUCAAGGAGGGUCGCGGCAUCAACUCCAGUGUCGCGGUCUUCCAAGACGUUACUGGUAAGGCGAAAGAGAAGGCCAUCGCCAUCGGUGUUGCCGUCGGUUCCGGAUACAUGUACGAGACUACCUUCGAGAAGGAAGUUUACUCGGACUUGUUCGGUGAACGUGGUGUCUUGAUGGGUGCCAUCCAGGGUCUUUUCCUUGCUCAGUACAAGGUUCUCCGUGCCAAUGGCCACACCCCGUCGGAAGCCUUCAACGAGACUGUUGAGGAAGCCACUCAAUCCCUCUAUCCUCUGAUCGGACAGAAAGGUAUGGACUACAUGUACAACGCAUGUUCGACCACCGCUCGUCGUGGUGCUCUCGACUGGGCACCCAUCUUCGAGAAGGCCAACGCACCAGUAUUCGAGCAGCUCUACCAGAGCGUAAGAAAUGGCACGGAGACCCGCAAAUCUCUUGAAUUCAAUGGUCGUUCGACGUAUCGUGUAGACCUCGCUAAGGAGCUCAAGGAGAUCGAUGACCAAGAAAUCUGGAGAGCUGGCAAGGUUGUCCGCUCAUUGCGCCCCGACUACAAGGCUGAUUAGAUCAGUGGAGUUGCCUAUCUUUCAUACCCAUCUAUCCCGCAAAAGCACUUGGUGCAAAAUGUGUUGAGCAGGGUGCCUCAUGUAUUAAUGAGGUUGUCGAGUCUUUGUCGUCGUUUCCCGCCCAUCACUGUACUUUAUAUACGUUGGAUACGUCUUGUUUAAUGCUACAUCGAUGAUUUGAACACGAAUAUUGCAU
Serpula lacrymans var. lacrymans S7.9 is the source of this 1414-nucleotide messenger RNA. RefSeq lists its product as uncharacterized. Gene Ontology annotation, molecular function: ketol-acid reductoisomerase activity. Gene Ontology annotation, cellular component: mitochondrion. NCBI's taxonomy places the organism in Eukaryota, Fungi, Basidiomycota, Agaricomycetes, Boletales, Serpulaceae. Bases 1 to 1218 code for a protein of 405 amino acids. The transcript is spliced from 7 exons. The record is from RefSeq and is a predicted model, not a curated record. Gene Ontology annotation, biological process: L-valine biosynthetic process.